GGUGGUUGUGUUGUAGGGAGUAAUUGUGGUGACAGUCUGUGCAAGGGGACAGGGAUUCAUCUGAGACACAGAGGAAUUAAAAGACAAGGAAAACGAGAAGGAACAGGGAAGGACUGGGCAGACUGAAACUGGACUUCAGUAUGGGUAUAAAGAGCAGGGCUGCUGCAGCUAUUGUAGUCCUGCUGCUGGUCCUGGGCUCCCUGUGGAUCCAGGGAGGUUUGGAUUACCAUUGGGAGUCUUGUUUGAAAGGUUAUAAUCAGGGGAAUAAGUUUCACCAGCUGUAUAACAUCAGUGGGGCCCAUGGGGUUGAGGGCCCGCAGGUUCUGGAGGAGUGCCCUGGUCAGACCUUCCAGGUGUCACUGCUGCUUUCCCACCUGCGGGCUGCACCGGCCUACACCUCCGAUGUGCUGCUGCAGCCGUAUCUGUCCAGCUGGGACGAGCUUGUGAGGUUUAUGGAAGCGCUGGGCCCGAUGGUGGGACUGAUAUCUAAAGAGAUAGAAAGCAAAACCUCUAUAAUCCGUCAACUGGCCCUGUUGGCAGAAGAAAACCCUGAAGCAGAGCUUGGCCCAGAUGUGCACUCACUGAACGCAGAGAAUAAUCUGGAGGCCUCACAACACAGUGGUGCUUACCACUCUGUGCGCUCCAUGAUCUUGGUGGAGCUGAACCAAGGAGUGGUGAACUUCCACCAACAGACAGACUCUGGAUGCCGGACACUUCUGCGUCUGCAUCGCGCUCUGCUUUGGCUGAAGCUCUUCCUGGAGAAGCUGGCUGAGACACCGGUGGCUGGACGGUUCAAGAGCCCCUCAGAGCUGUGUCGCGAAGCCUACCAGAGCACCCUCGCAAACCACCAUACCUGGUUCGUCCGCAGGGCUGCCGAGCUAGCCUUCAUUGCCAUGCCAGAGCGGGGUUUCUUCUUCAGACUGGUGUGUGUGCAGAACCAACAGGAACUGAGCACAAUACUGAAAAGAGUGGUUCGGGCCAUUGUAGAGGUUUACAACAGGACACAGAAAGCACUGGAGGAAAAUGGCAUGCUGGACUUGCCAUAGAAAAGGAGACUAUCAGACUUUGCACUGUCCUUGUGGGCAUCACACAUAAACAUCUUGCUACAAAUGAGUUGAAACAUGAAUGGAUAUUUUCAGCUAAAAUUCACAUGUGCCAUGUUUUCCCUCCCAAACAAAGCGCUGUGUCAACAAUCAACUAAUACAGAAAGUCAGUUUGCUUUCAGUCUGUGGACAUUCUUCAUCAAAUUUUAUGAGAUCACGUCUGGACAUGACCUCAUCUGAGAGGUAUUUGGAUUAUUUAAGCAAGUGGACACAAUAACAUGAACACCACAGCAACCCUGCUAAAUACAACAUUAGUGAAGCUCAUACGGUUCUUAAGACUGUGCAACAGAGGAGGUGAUUUUGUAAUAGCUUGCAUCAGAUUGUACAUGUUUAAUGUACAUGUACAAUUAGGAUGCUGCUGUUUUAAUUGUAGUUAAUGGUUAAUGAUUUAUUCUGCUAUCUCAGAACAGCCAACAUCUAGAUCCCUUGUAGCCCUAUAAUCUGGAACUAAUCUAUCCUGAUUAAAGGAUACAAAACAAAUCUAUGUGUGCUGAACAAAGGACAAUAUGGUGCUUCACAGUAACUGGAGUAAUAAUUUCUCCCUUAAGAUUUUGUAUCAUGUUCAGAAUAAUUAAAUAUCUGUAAUCCA
Messenger RNA from Micropterus dolomieu (smallmouth bass), 1692 nucleotides. RefSeq names its product glycolipid transfer protein domain containing 2b (gene gltpd2b). Gene Ontology annotation, molecular function: ceramide 1-phosphate binding; ceramide 1-phosphate transfer activity. Lineage: Eukaryota; Metazoa; Chordata; Actinopteri; Centrarchiformes; Centrarchidae. The record is from RefSeq and is a predicted model, not a curated record. The transcript is spliced from 4 exons. Gene Ontology annotation, cellular component: cytosol; membrane; cytoplasm. Gene Ontology annotation, biological process: intermembrane lipid transfer; ceramide transport. Bases 141 to 1046 code for a protein of 301 amino acids.